Molecule: messenger RNA, 2388 nt
Organism: Dendrobium catenatum
Lineage: Eukaryota; Viridiplantae; Streptophyta; Magnoliopsida; Asparagales; Orchidaceae
Product: conserved oligomeric Golgi complex subunit 4
Exons: 2
Coding region: 58-2340 (760 amino acids)
Source: RefSeq, a predicted model, not a curated record
UCCCCCUUUUUUCUUUUCCAUAAGAUUAAACCGAGAUCUGAGAGGUAACCAAGCGCAAUGGCGGUCGCCUCCCCCAUCUACCCAAACGGACCCGCCUCGCUGCCGGAGCCCGUUCACGGCUCCGGCGACAGUGGUGGAGAACAAACUUCUUCUUCCGUUGACUUUGGAAGCCCUGAAACCCUAGCCCACAUACGAUCUCUCACCGAGGUCGGCGCCAUGACACGCCUCCUCCAUGAAUGCAUCGCCUAUCAACGUGGCCUUGACCUUCGCCUAGAGUCCCUCCUCUCUCAGCGCACGGACCUAGACCGCCACCUCAUCUCCAUUCAGCGGUCCUCCCAUCUCCUCGACUUAGCCCGCUCCGACGCUGACAUCCUUCUCGACUCCGUCCGCUCUACCGCCAACCUCGCCGACCAGGUCAGUCGAAAGGUACGCGAGCUCGAUCUCGCACAAUCCCGUGUAGAGUCCACCCUUUCCCGCAUCGACGCCAUCGUGGAGCGCUCCCACUGCCUCGACAGUGCUCGCCGCGCCCUUGAUUCCGAUGACUAUGAUUCCGCCGCAAGAUUCAUCCACACCUUCCUCCAGAUCGAUGCCCGCUUUCGUGACUCCGGAUCCGACCAGCGCGAGCAGCUCCUCGAGUGUAAGCGCCGGCUUGAGUCCAUUGUGCGCAAUCGCCUUGCCGCCGCCGUCGACAAGAGGGACCAUCCUACAAUCCUCCGCUUCGUCCGUGUAUUUCCUCCGCUUGGUCUUCAGGAAGAGGGCCUUCAGAUCUAUGUGUCCUAUCUCAGAAAGGUCAUUGCCCUCAGAUCCAGGCUAGAAUUUGAGCACCUAGCGGAGAUUGCGGAGCAGGGUAGCCACAUUACCUCCAAUUUGGGGCAGGGAGGCUCAAAUUUUGUUACAUGCCUCACUAAUCUCUUCAAAGACAUUGUUCUUGCCGUGGAGGAGAAUGAUGACGUCCUGCAUAGCCUUUGUGGUGAAGAUGGGAUCGUUUAUGCCAUUUGUGAACUACAAGAAGAGUGUGAUUCUCGGGGCACCCAGAUAUUGAAGAAAUACAUGGACUACAGGAAGCUGUUACGCCUUGCCUCCGAGAUCAACUCCUAUAGCAAGAACUUGCUAUCUGUUGGUUCUACGGAGGGUCCUGAUCCAAGAGAGGUGGAGUUGUAUCUGGAGGAAAUCCUCUCGCUCACGCAGCUGGGAGAGGAUUACACUGAGUUCAUGGUAUCAAAGAUCAGGGGAUUGAGUUCUGUGGAUCCUGAAUUGGGUCCACGAGCUACAAAGGCUUUUAGGAGUGGGAGCUUCAAUAGAGUGGUACAAGAUCUAACCGGGUUCUAUGUGAUACUUGAGGAGUUCUUCAUGGUGGAGAAUGUGCGGAAGGCUAUAACCAUUGAUGAGCAUGUGCCUGAUAGCCUUACAACCUCAAUGGUGGACGAUGUGUUCUAUGUAUUGCAGAGCUGUUGCAGGAGAGCUAUCUCCACUGGGAGUAGUAAUUCGGUCAUUGCCUUGUUGAGUGGAGCGAUCAACCUUCUUACAAAUGAGUACCAGGAUGCUCUGCAGCAGAAGAUGAGGGAGCCUAACUUAGGUGCCAAGCUGUUCUUGGGCGGUGUUGGAGUGCAGAAGACUGGCACAGAAAUUGCUACUGCUUUGAACAACGUGGAUAUCAGUGCGGAGUAUGUCUUGAAACUCCGUCAUGAAAUUGAUGAACAGUGUUCAGAGGUCUUCCCGGCAUCUGCCGAUAGGGAGAAAGUUAAAUCCUGCUUGUCUGAGCUGGGUGAGAUAAACAGCUCCUUCAAGCGAAUCCUAAGUUCUGGAUUGGAGCAGCUGCUAGCCAGCAUCUCCCCCCGCAUCCGUCCCGUUCUCGACUCAGUCGCCACCGUAAGCUACGAACUCUCAGAUACCGAAUACGAGGAUAAUGAGGUCAAUGAUCCAUGGGUUCAGAAGCUUCUCCAUGCAAUUGAGACUAAUGUAGCCUGGCUGCAACCUAUAAUGACAUCGAACAAUUACGACUCCUUUGUUCAUCUGGUGAUUGAUUUCACCGUGAAGAGGCUCGAUGUGAUCAUGAUGCAGAAAAGAUUCAGCCAGCUCGGCGGCCUGCAGCUCGAUCGGGAGGUGAGAGCUUUGGUCAAUCAUUUCUCGGAGAUGUCGCAAAGGCCUGUAAGGGAUAAGUUUGCACGGCUGUCACAGAUGACCACCAUCUUGAACUUUGAAAGGGUUUCUGAGAUAAUGGAUUUCUGGGGAGAGAAUGCUGGGCACAUGACUUGGUUGCUUACGCCUGCUGAUGUGAGAAGGGUUUUAGGUCUCAGAAUUGACUUCAAACCUGAAGCUAUUGCUUCUCUCAGGUUAUAAAAAAAAUAUUUCAGUCAUUUGAUAUUGAAUUUCUUCUCUUAUUUUAAA